Molecule: messenger RNA, 457 nt
Organism: Hymenoscyphus albidus
Lineage: Eukaryota; Fungi; Ascomycota; Leotiomycetes; Helotiales; Helotiaceae
Source: the annotation of a GenBank genome assembly
UUUAAAGCGACUACUCUUUCUUCUACUUUAACCAACCAUCCAAAAACAUCCAAUCGUCAUGAAAUUUGUCAUUUUCAUGUUGGGCAUUGUUGCCGCCACUCCAAUUGAUCAUGAUCGUAGAGACAACUUUAAUCCCGCGGGGAUGUUGUGGUGCGAUUCUGGAACCGAAGGCAAUGGUGGUUGCGAGGCAAAUGGUCUAUCUACCUUCUGCGUGAGUACUAACAAUAAUUAAUUACCCACAUUGUAAACACGCUUAUUCUGGUCUCUAGUGCCGAGGAGAGUUUGAGGCUCCGGGAUACGUUAUUCAACGCAAUACUACCGUUUUCUCGCGGAACAAAAGCUCAUCGCCGUUUUGUACAGCACCCGGAGGCAAAGUGAUAGACGGAGGGCAAAUUGUUUGCGCCCCUAACGGUGCCUCUACUCAAUAGUUAAGGGCUUGUUGGUGUGUGUUCUGUCU